UAUACUCCCGUAACAGGAAUGAAGAAAUUAUAUCGUUAGUUUAAGUAAUAUAGUUUGGUACUUAGUUUUUCUUAUUGAAAACAUGAAAUAAAGUUGUGAAUAAAGGGAAAGAAAUGUCAAGAAGGAAUAAAAGAGAUGGACAUAAAAUAAAAGUCAAGAGGGAAGGGAAAGGAUGAGAUUGAAGAGAUGAAGGGAAAGAAUGAGAUUGAAGAGAUGAAGAGAAAGGAUGAGAUUGAAGAGAUGAAGAGAAAGGAUGAGAUUGAAGAGAUGAAGGGAAAGGAUGAGAUUGAAGAGAUGAAGGGAAAGGAUGAGAUUGAAGAGAUGAAGGGAAAGGAUGAGAUUGAAGAGAUGAAGAGAAAGGAUGAGAUUGAAGAGAUGAAUGGAAAGGAUGAGAUUGAAGAGAUGAAGAGAAAGGAUGAGAUUGAAGAGAUGAAGGGAAAGGAUGAGAUUGAAGAGAUGAAGGGAAAGGAUGAGAUUGAAGUGAUGAAGGGAAAGGAUGAGAUUGAAGUGAUGAAGAGAAAGGAUGAGAUUGAAGAGAUGAAGAGAAAGGAUGAGAUUGAAGAGAUGAAGAGAAAGGAUGAGAUUGAAGUGAUGAAGAGAAAGGAUGAGAUUGAAGAGAUGAAGAGAAAGGAUGAGAUUGAAGAGAUGAAGGGAAAGGAUGAGAUUGAAGUGAUGAAGAGAAAGGAUGAGAUUGAAGAGAUGAAGAGAAAUGAUGAAAUUGAAGAGAUGAAGAGAAAGGAUGAGAUUGAAGAGAUGAAGAGAAAGGAUGAGAUUGAAGAGAUGAAGAGAAAGGAUGAGAUUGAAGAGAUGAAGAGAAAGGAUGAGAUUGAAGAGAUGAAGAGAAAGGAUGAGAUUGAAGAGAUGAAGGGAAAGGAUGAGAUUGAAGAGAUGAAGGGAAAUGUUAAAACUAAAGAGAGAGAAUGUGAAUGGAGAACUAGGAAGGAAAUAAAUAGAAAUAUCACGAAUGAAAGGAUGAGGAUGAAAGAAAAGAACGGAAUAAAAGGACAUGUUCAGACUAAAGCCAAAGAACGAGAGUGGAUAGAAAUGUCAAGAAACCACGAGAGAUGGCCUCUAAUAGAAUGCAGAGAGAAAGGACGAGGUGGAAGUAAAAAGACUGAAGGAAAAGGGCGGGGAGAGUUCACCCAAUGUAUAAAGACAUUCGAAACGUUACAUCUCUGCAGCAUUCAUUGAACAACGGGACACUCAUUCUGUCUUGAUUGUUUAACAAAGUCGUUGAAGGUGGCAGACAGUUGAGGUAACAUAAUUCAUCCAUUUAUAGCACGCGUACAUGUGUGGGUAAUUGUCUGAUUCCUCCAAGGAAUUCUUUCUGAUAAUCAAGAGUUGCCUGGAAGCAAAGUCCCACAACUCUUUUGAUAUAUAAACCUAUUCACUAACUACAGUAAACCUAUACUUUUUUUUUUCAUUUUUUCUUCU
This is a messenger RNA of Biomphalaria glabrata, 1434 nucleotides long. Its product is annotated as inner centromere protein-like. The transcript has a single exon. The coding region runs from base 187 to 1191 and encodes 334 amino acids. Lineage: Eukaryota; Metazoa; Mollusca; Gastropoda; Planorbidae. The record is from RefSeq and is a predicted model, not a curated record.